Messenger RNA from Pseudoliparis swirei, 1330 nucleotides. RefSeq lists its product as uncharacterized. The transcript has 5 exons. Lineage: Eukaryota; Metazoa; Chordata; Actinopteri; Perciformes; Liparidae. The record is from RefSeq and is a predicted model, not a curated record. The coding region runs from base 200 to 1330 and encodes 376 amino acids. Gene Ontology annotation, molecular function: protein dimerization activity.
UCCUGGUAUGGAAGCUUUUCAUGGAUGGAGUAUUCAGUUCAGGCAGAUGCUGCAUACUGCUACCCAUGCAGAAUGUUUCAGGGACCCAGAUCCACUGACUCAACCUUCACUCUAACUGGGUUCCGUGACUGGAAGCAUGCGGUGGAAACUGGAAAAGGACUCCACAAGCACGCUGCAUCCAAAGAGCACCUGACUUGUGAUGCCAUGUGGAGGGACAAGGAAAGACGGAUUCACACAACUGCAUUUGGUGGUCACCCAUGCCCUGGCAGCGGAAAAGGCAGUGAUGGAUUUCUUCAGUGUGUGUAACAUGCUGUACAAGUUCUGCAGAAGACCGACCGUUGCCAUUCUCUACAAAGGAGAGACACUCAAGCGCCUACUGGACCAGCGAUGGAGUGGACAUUUUGCUACAGUCUCAGUCAUUCUGAAAUCAUUUGAUGACCUAUCCACACUGUUCCAAGAGAUCACCAGCACCCGGGCAUUUGGAGCAGAUGUGCGCGUUGAAGCAACGGGGUUGUGGCAUAGCAUGUCUGAGCCCAGCUUUAAGUUCAUUGCUGAGAUGGUGCACAAGAUCCUUUCGUAUCUUGACCCCCCAAAUAAGAUGUUGCAGUCUGAACACAUGGAUCUGGCUACAGGUUUGCAGCUCAUCAGCAGUGCAUGCACCUGUCUUGAGAAUAUCCGCACUGAGACAGAAUUCCAGACAAUCCUGGCACAUUGUGACAAUGUUACAACAAGACCAUCAAAGAGGAAACGCACACAAAACUCUGCCCUUGCUGACUAUGUUGUUGAGGAAAUCUGCACACGAGUAGAUACUGAUGAUACAGAGCUACGCAGGAUUUAUUAUAGUUGUAUUGACUCAGUAUGUGGGGAAAUGAAAAAUCGCUUCGGGAAACAUAAUUGUGACCUGAUGGAGGCACUCAAUGCCCUGGAUCCUGCACAAGCGACAUUCUUGGAUGCCAGCAAGGUGAAGCCUUUACUUGACCUCACCAAGACACCUGCUGUGGACUCUGAAUUCGAGGUGGCCCGCAACUUCCUCAGGGCACAAAUGAAAGAGUCUUCUCCACCGGAUGAGGAGAAGUGGACAAUGAAACAGAUUCUGAAACAGUUCCAGAGGCCGCUGGAAGCAAUGCCCACCGUCUUCACAGCAUUUAAACAUGGCCUGACUUUUGGAGCCAGCACCGCGUCCUGUGAAAAUUCGUUUUCCACGCUCAAAAAUGUCUACACAGAACAUCGCCUAACUAUGCUUCAUCAACGCAAGGCCAAUCUGAUCCAGUUGGCAUUUGAGAAGGACUUGACUCGAAAUUUAGGAAUGAGUGGAAGGACAGUGUUUUAA